AUCUCAUCGGUCAACACACGAACAUAAAAAUGUGGUUUUGUGAAGGAAUUUGUGGAACUUUGUCAAAUAUUCUGCUGAUAAUUGCAGUCAUUUUAGCACUGCAUUAUGUCUAUUUGUUAUCAAACCGAAAUUAUUGGAUCAAUCGUGGAGUUUUCUCACCAAAUUCUGGUGCAUUAUUUGGAAACUUACCAGGCCAAGUGAAUGGAAAACGACACAUUAUGUAUGAGUUGGACGAAUUGUAUAAAAAGUAUAAAAGCAGCCACGCAUACAUCGGAAUUUUCAAUUUUAGAAGUCCACGAUUUUUGGUUUUUGAUCCAGAAGUUGCAAAAGAUAUUUUAGUAAAAUACUUUAAGAAUUUUCAAGGAACUGAAUUGUAUGGCAAGAUUGAUGAGAAAUCAGAUCCUCUUUUAGGUGGACAUAUGUUCGUUCAUAUUGGUGAGAAAUGGAAAAAUACUCGACAAUCAAUUUCGCCAGCUUUUACAAAUUUGCGAAUCAAGGCCACACAUCCAAUUUAUGUAAAUGUUUAUGAGAAAAUGAAGAAUUUUAUAAAGAAUGAAGGUACAAAGAAGAACUUUAGUGGAUUUGAUGCAAAAGAUCUGUGUGCUCGUUUUACGCUCUCAGUUGUUUCUAACAGCAUCUACAAUGUUGAUCCAAAGGUUUUUGAUGGAAGCGAAUCUGAAAUUCUUGCAAGAGCUCAAUCGUUCCUCACACCAUCAAAAAAAUUCAUGAUUUUUUCAAUAUUGUACAGUAUUUAUCCAUUUUUGACAAAAUAUUUUAAAAUGACCUUUACUCAGCCAGGCUCUGAAAAGUUUUUUCUCAAUCUAAUGAUGGAUUCAAUGAGGCAGAGGGAGGCAAGUGGAAUCAAAAAUUUAGAUUAUUUGGAAUAUCUGAUAGGAUUAAAGCAUAGAAAAGAGAUUGAUGAUUUGGGAAUUGCAUCACAUGGAGCAUCUUUUCUGAUUGAUGGUUAUGAUACAUCAAGCAAUGCAAUAGCUGCAGCUUUAUAUGAACUCGCUCGUAAUAAAAAGAUUCAAUCAAAAUUACGUGAAGAAAUCAAAUCAAAGAUGCCUAAUGAUGAAGACUUUACAUAUGAUAAUAUUAUGGCUUUAGAUUAUCUAGAUCAAAUUUGGCAUGAAACUUUACGUUGUCACAAUCCAGGCAGCUACCUAGCCCGUUUAUGCACCGACCCUAUUACCCUUAAUCUACCAAAAGAAAAGAAAGUUCAUUUUAUACCCGGUGAUGUUGUAUACAUUCCAGUUCAAUCAAUUUUUAAGGAUCCUGAAUACUUUAACAAUCCACUCAAAUUUAGUCCUGAAAGGUUCGCACCAGAAAAUGGAGGUGUUAAGGCUUUUAUGGAUCGUGGUGUCUUUUUUCCUUUUGGAUUAGGACCAAGAAUUUGUAUCGGAAAUCGAUUUGCAUUAGCACAAGGAAAAUUUGGUAUUGCAGCUUUGAUUAGGGAUUUUGAAGUUUCAUUGAAUCCAAAAACAGUUGAAGAUAGUGAAAUUCAUCCACAGGCAAUUAUUGUUGGUGUCACUAAUUGCUUUUUGGAAUUUAAGGAGAUUUGAAAGAAAUCAAAAUGAUGAUUUUAAGUUUUCAAAAAAUUUAUUUUUCAUUUAUUGCUGGAGACAGGACUGGAAACAUUCAAAAUUCAUCUAAAAAUCAUACAAUUUGCUGCUAAUAACAUAAAAAUUAAUAAAGCUUUGAAUCUACAUAAUAGAGCACUCAGUGAUCUUCUGCUGCUGUACAGAUUUCAACUCUUUUCCCUCAAAACAAUUUCUCACAUUUUCAGCAACAUCCUUGUACACAGGAAAAGCCAAUGUUUGCAUUUUUGAAUGCACCAAUGUUUCAUUGAUUUUCACCUCAAAACUUCCUCUUCUUCCAAUUUGACAUUCAACUUUUGCUUCCGGAAUUGUUUCGUUAAGAAAUUCUUUCAAUUCAUGACAUUGACGCUUAAAAUCGCAAACAGCACAAUAUUCUAUAUUGACCGAUACUUCAGAUGGUUGUGACAUGAUUUGGUGACGUUUGUGUUUUUGUGGCGAAUAUUUGGAAUUAUUUUCGACAAUUUUAAAUUUUAAAGAUUAAAAUGAUAAAUAUU
Chironomus riparius is the source of this 2092-nucleotide messenger RNA. The record is from the annotation of a GenBank genome assembly. NCBI's taxonomy places the organism in Eukaryota, Metazoa, Arthropoda, Insecta, Diptera, Chironomidae.